Petromyzon marinus (sea lamprey) is the source of this 3604-nucleotide messenger RNA. RefSeq lists its product as uncharacterized. The record is from RefSeq and is a predicted model, not a curated record. Gene Ontology annotation, biological process: regulation of transcription by RNA polymerase II. Gene Ontology annotation, cellular component: nucleus; transcription regulator complex. Gene Ontology annotation, molecular function: DNA-binding transcription factor activity, RNA polymerase II-specific; RNA polymerase II cis-regulatory region sequence-specific DNA binding. NCBI's taxonomy places the organism in Eukaryota, Metazoa, Chordata, Hyperoartia, Petromyzontiformes, Petromyzontidae.
UGCGUGCAGUUAGAGGCUUUGACGCCACGCGAUAGCUCUCUCGCUCCCUCUCUCUCUCUCGCUCGCUCUCCCUCCCUCUCUCUUAGAGGCGGGGCAUUUAAGUCGUCCUGUUCAUUAGCCCCCGAGGGCACUCAUUUACAGCCAGCCGUGUCUUCUCGUGCAGUGUUUUGUUAGAUAUAUAUGUAUACACACAACGUAUUUUUUUAUAUAUAUACACUCGCACGCGAGCGCACACACGCGCGCACCGCUCACUCACUCACACGCGCGCACACUCGCUCACUCACGCGCGCACACACACUCGCACACUCACGCGCGCACACUCACUCACACACACUCGUACACUCACUCGCACACUCGCUCGCUCGCUCAGACGCACACAGAAGACGAGAGGGAGUCGCUAAUCUGGGGCCGUUGCCCGCGGGAGCCGAGGAGGCGCGCGAGCCAUGAGCGGCUGAUCCCACGCGCGAGGCGACCGAACGGAGUUUCUCGCGCGAUGACCCCCGUGCGAGGCUGAAGCGGGCAGCAGUGGAUAGAGCAAAGGUGCCCGAGACACAAGAACGACAGACAAGAGACCCACACAGCCUCCCCCGUAUAGCCUACAACAGGCUGCUGAGGGACAGUGCCUGUCAUCGAGCACCCAGUACCGACAGCGAGAGGACACCACAGAGCGAGAGGGGACACUUUCAUCAGAAGAUCGAUCGGGGUUGCGGGGGGGGGCAGGGCGAGUGGGGGGUGGUGGCUCUGGUACGUGUAGGAGAACAACACCGGCCGUGAAUAAACUUCAGAGCCACUGACUCAUCCCCCCCCAGCCCCCGCCCCCCCCCCCGAUGGCUUCCGUGUCCGUCGAAUACGCGGCCACGCGGUCCGUGCAGCCUCCCGACUCGAGCGCGCAGCACGACGCAGACGCGAUGGACGGCGUCUCGCCGCUGCUCGGCCUCGCCAACCUGCAGCCGCUCACCUCGAUGAGCGACGGCCUGCGCGCCUGGGAGGGUCUGGCGCUCGGCGCGGCAGGCAUCGGUCUGGGCGCGUCGUGUUUGAGCGAGGCCGGCUCAGCGCUGGGCGCGAGCCACCCGCCCUCGGCAUCGUCCGUAGCUCCUCCGCCGCUCUUCACGCCCGAGCAGGUGGCGUGCGUCUGCGAGGCGCUGCAGCAGAGCGGCGACACGGAGCGCCUCGCUCGCUUCCUCACCGCCCUCCCUCCCUCGUGCGAGCAGCUCAGCCGCAGCGACAGCGUGAUGAAGGCGCGGGCCCUGGUGGCCUUCCAGCAGGGCCGCUACGCCGAGCUCUACGCCAUCCUCGAGUCGCACGGCUUCGCGCCGCAGUGCCACGCUGCGUUGCAGCAGCUCUGGUACCGCGCGCGCUACUCGGAGGCGGCCAGGGCGCGCGGCAGGCCCCUGGGAGCGGUCGAGAAGUAUCGGCUCCGUCGGAAAUUCCCGCUGCCGCGAACGAUCUGGGACGGCGAGGAGACGGUGUACUGCUUCAAGGAGAGGUCCAGGCAGGUGCUCAAGGAGUGCUACGAGAGGAACCGCUACCCGGGCCCGGCCGAGAAGAGGGAGCUGUCUCGGCUCACGGGAUUGUCCCUCACGCAAGUCAGCAACUGGUUCAAGAACCGCAGGCAGAGGGAGAGAGGCGCUCCGGCGAAGGGAGACGCCACGGGCAGCUCCCACCAGGCCGAAGACGGACCUCGCAAGAGCCCCGAGGACCUCGAAGAUUCCUCCUUCUCCGAGACGGACGGAGACGGGACCCCUCCCUCGUCGUCUUCGUCGCGCGACUUCCCGGGCCAGCCCUGCGCCACGGCGCUGGGCAGCGACUACCCCGCGGGGCAGCCCCACGGCACCCCGCACGGACACCCGCACGACCAGGAGUCGAACCAGCACCCCGCGCAUCUGCAGGCCUUCUUCAACGCGAGCAUCCACGCCGCGUCCCCUUACCUGCUGGCGCACGGGGCCGGCGGUUUGUCGCUGGGUGGCCUCGGCAUGGAGGCUCUGUGUGGGCUCAACAUGCACUCGAGUGUAGGCGACAUGCAGGCCGGGAGAGCGGACGCAACGGAUUGCUAUUCGGGGAUGCAGCAGCAGCAGCAGCAGCAUCAUCACCAUCAGCAGCAGCAGCAUCAUCAUCAGCAGCAACAUCAUCAUCAGCAGCAGGAGCAACAACAUCAGCAGCAUCAUCAGCAGCAGCAUCAUCAGAUAGGGCGAGCAGCUCACAGCGUCAUAUUUAAAGGACCGUCGGGUUUGCAGCAUCAUCAUCAUCAGCAGCAGCAGGAAGAGGAACACCACAGCAUGGCUUUCAACGGGGCGGAUAAAAUGUACCCAAGUCCCAGCGGAGUGCUGGACAGCGCCCACCUGGGCAUCGUGGAUGACGGCACGAGGGUGGAGGAUGAGACGCGCGGUGGCUUUUUCGGCUACACGCCCUUCGCCGCUGCAGCGCCGCCGGUGACUCCGCCGUUGUCGUCGUCGACGCCGCCGCCAACAGCGUCGUCGUCAUCGGCAUCGUCUUCGGUGGCGGCGGCGAACCCAACAACGUCGUCGUCGUCGUCGUCAUCGGCAACCGCAUCGUCGCCUCCCUUGUCCUCGUCGACGAUGGCGGCGACGUUGGCCAUCGGCGAGGCGGCCUCGCCGACGGGCGGAGUCGCGAGCGGGUUCCACGAGAUGAUGGCGGCGGCGGCGGCGGCCGCGGCGGCCGAGGGCGCCGGCUCUCUGCGGGAGGCGUCAGAGGCCCGGGACGAUUCGCCGCUUAGGCCCGAGCCGGGCUCGAGCCCGUGCCAAGGAGGCUCUCAGGACGAGGGCUCGGAGAUCAAAAUCAUCGCCGAACUUCAGACGGUGCCCUUCGUCGAGCAGCUGUCGAGCGUCUGAGAGACGAGAGGGGCGAGCCGUCGGCACCAUGCCGAAGUUGGGAUGAGUGGUUCAUUUUGACCGCGCGGCCCAAAACGGAGACGGUUCUUGUCUGGAGCUCACCACGUUUGUCAACAACACUGCCCCUCCUGCCUUUGACAAGUGGCUCUUCUUCACAGCAGAGGAAAAGCACAGAGACAUCUCUGAUAUUAAGAAGGGCCAUUGUCCGAAACGUUGUUUUUUUGUAUAUCCAUGUUUUCGCCCUUUAAUAUAUAAUAUAUAUCCCCCCCCCCCCCCGCACCAGUAAAGACAGUUUAAUUGAUGAAUAUGUUGCAUUUUUUGGUUUAGUUAUUUAUGCUUAUGCACCACUGCCAAUGCAGUAUCACACACGAAAACAUAUAAUUUAUCCUUGAGAGAUACGUCGAGAUUGUGGGUUCCAGGCUGUUUCAUAUUAGUGUGGAGCUUCGGUAAUGAUAGAUAGAACAAAACAAACUUACAAUCACACAGGCGUGCCACCAAAGCGCUGCGGUGACGUUCACAGGAAUGACUUGUGAACAAGUCAAGCUUCCCUCGUUCUAUGCGGGUUCGGUUUGUGGAGAUUUCACACAAGAUGCGGCGAACAUAUUUCUACCCCAUGAAUUCGCUACAUUAUGCGGGCUGAUUUUAUGCGGCUAUGCGGCCGGACGUGGGACAAGAUUGUGCGCGUACUUUGUGUGUACUGCGUGUGUACGGUAUGUACUGCGUGUGUACUGCGUGUGUACGGAAUGUUACUGCGU